Neofelis nebulosa (Clouded leopard) is the source of this 4872-nucleotide messenger RNA. It is a transcript of the gene EFCAB13, whose product is annotated as EF-hand calcium binding domain 13. NCBI's taxonomy places the organism in Eukaryota, Metazoa, Chordata, Mammalia, Carnivora, Felidae. Gene Ontology annotation, molecular function: calcium ion binding. The transcript has 41 exons. The record is from RefSeq and is a predicted model, not a curated record. Bases 324 to 4859 code for a protein of 1511 amino acids.
GCCGAGGGGCGUGCCACCCGGUGCGAGGGACAGAGUAGAACAAUUACGGAGAUGGACGAAGGUUCCAGAAGGGGCAGCGAUGUGACUGGGCGGGCCGGGCACUAAAGGGGCAGACGCGGCUGGAUCCCGUGGUGCCUCAGAAAUGGUGGUGGUUCUAGAAGGGUGGAGGUCGUGGUGGCUGGGACGCUUCCCUGCUUCUUGAGCAAACUCUCAGACCUCUAGUAGAGCACUUGUUUUCAUCUGGAAAUCCUUUUGUGCUCAUUCAUACUUGUUCAUCAAGACCUUUGAGUCCUCAAGGGCCGAAUUUAUCUCUAAACUGAAAAAUGGAAAGUAAAGUACCUUUAUUCUGCCAGGCAGAAGAAAAGAGCGAUUUAUCAGAUGAAGGCUGUAAUUCUCUUGCAACCAACUUGCCAUUGAGACAUAUUGACAACAAGAAAGACAUCAAGUUUUCUCAAAUGACACAGAAGACAAUUUCACAUGAAAUUAGGGGUUUGAGGCUAGAGCACACAAAAAGGUAUGAAACAUCAAUAUUCCUCUGUGGAGAAGAGAAAUCCUCUGAUUUUUCAGGAGAGAAAAAGUUCAGAAGAAAGAAAAGUUUACAAGUACAGUUGCAUACUGAAAGAACUGAGAUUGCCUCUUCCUCAGUGAAGCUGUUGAAGGAGAAGAUGACUAAGAAAGAAAGGUCUUCACUCAAGUUUCCGAAUCAGUACAGUGUUCACAAGACUUUAUCACCCCUUUGUACAUCUUCCUCAAUUAUUCGGAAAAGGGAAAUGGUUUCUAGCCUCUGCAAGACAUCAUAUAAUGAAGUACCUCAAGGACACUUACACUCACAAGAAUUAAGCGCACUUCAGAAGGCCUGUAAAAUUUUUAGCAAAAUUCAAAGUGGUAAAAUUUAUGUGAAUGAUCUGCCAAUGAUCCAUCACACCUUGAAGAUUUUUAUAAGUGAUUCGGAAAUGCAAAAGGCACUAAAGACUGUUGAUAUUGAUGUUAAUGGAAUGCUGGAUUUUUCACAUUUCCUUAAGACUGUGAAUGAUGUUUGUUAUUUGGUCUCCCAGGAUCCAGCAUUCCAGAAUGCCUUGAAGAUUUUCUGUAGGAUAAAAAGUGGUCGAGUUGCGACUGAUGAACUGGCUGCUGUUUUGGAUAGCAUGGAUAUUCCUGUAAUUCCUGAAACUUUUCAGGAAGUGAUAAAACAUGCUAGUAUAGACAGUAACCACAUGGUGGAUAUUAGAGAUAUUCUAUUUAUUUUGGAUGAACUACAGCACCAGUAUGAAGAUUUUUCAGUUAUGGAAUCAUCAGCCUUGGAUGAAUCUACUUCAAACAGAAAGUUAUCAAAUAUAUCAGAAUGUUAUCCACAGUAUAGGAUGAAAAGCAGUUUCUCUUCCAGACUACGUGAACCAUCAUUAUUCCCAAAGUUAAAUGGAAAACACCUCCAAUAUCAUAAAAUUAUGGAGGAUAAUGAUUACCUUGAACUUAAAAGAUCAAAAAAUCCUUUGCAAAUAAAAAAAUUCCUAAAUGGGGUUGAUAGCAGUGAUACAGGAUUCUGGGAACCAUAUUCAAAGGAUGGCAUAAACUUUAAGAAAAGUUCAGAGAAGAUUGAAAUUCAUGACUCAAAGUCUACGUCACAUAGCUUGAAGAGCAUUACAAGCCUCAAAAAGUCUCUGGGUAAAAGUGAUAAUUUUAGUAUCCCCAAACUUCAGAAGCCAGCUGUGAGAAGGCAUUCCAGCCCCCUAAAACAGGUUUCGUCGAAAGAAAAGAUUGCAGUGAAUGCUCUGGCUAUCAAUAAACUCCAAGAAAAUUACAUUGCUGCAGAAAAACUUCAAUCCAUUUUGCCUUCAAUAGGAGUUACUUUAUCAGACAAAGAGUUCAAGGAGAUUGUGGCAAAGACUACUCAAAAUGGAAAUGGAAUGGUGAAGUUAGAUGACUUUAUGAGCGCUCUCUCCAAGGAGCAAAGUCUUCCUGAAUGUGAUGUGUUGACUGAUGUCAUUAAAGCCAUUGAUAAAAUUAAAGAUGAAAAUAUUGAUUAUGAGGAUAUGAAUACUUGCCUUCAGCAUUUUGGAGUUUACCUUUCUAAGCCAGAAUUUGAGAAGAUCACAGAGUUGACUGAAGCUGACAAAACGAAAAAAGUGAAUUUUAAAGAUUUCAUUGAUACAAUGAUGACCAAUACGGAACGCUUCUCUGAAAAAUUAUUAUUGCCUGAUGCUAUUGAAAACCUCCAUAAUCUCAGCAAAGGGAAGAUGAAGAUUUCUCACCUGUGGACCACUCUGUCUAACUUGAAUAGUAACUUGAAAAAAAAUGAAUUCCUAGCUGCGCUGAAAUUAACAACAGUGGAUGAAGAUGAUGAAGUACAAAUAGAAGAAUUUGGACAAGUGGUAAAGGAUAUUCGUGAUGCCUCCAGGUUAAAAGAGUUACAAGACAUUGUCUUAGCUCUUGAUGGGCUUGAAGGUGACAUGAUAUCUGGGAAGAACUUGGAGAGCUUUCUAGGCAAUAUUGGGAUUAAGUCACCUGAAGAAGAGGUAGAGAAAAUUCUUCAGUCAGGUCUUGUUUCUGAUGACAACAUGGUGAAUGUUAAAGACUGUAUGAAGGCUUUGAAGGACACUCAGAAAUUUUCCACUUUUGUUGCAUUGAAUGACAUCAUCGGUACAUUGGAAUGUAUGGAGGAAAGUGAUCAGUCUGGCAAGGACAACUAUGCAGAUGUACUUGGAAACACCAAUAGAAUUUAUUUCACUGAUAAUAGUUUUCAAGAAGUACUGGAUGAUUCCUUGCUCGAUGACUUUAGGAAAGAGGCUUUGUCUUCAAAUCUGAAACUACCAACAGCAGAUGCAUUUAAAGAAGCUGCUUAUAUCUUGACAAGUGUUGAUAAUGGCAAGAUUGGCAUACGUAACUUGGAGCAUGCCCUGAAAAGUUUGAAUGUUAAUUUAGCUGAGGAGGACGUCAGUGAAGCCCUUAAAUAUUGUGACAUCAGUGAUAAUAAUGAGGUGAAUUUAAAAGAUUUCUUUGAAAGAAUUAAAGGAAGUCCACCUUUCAGAGAGUCCGUAGUUACACAGCUACUCUUCAUUACUAUUCAAAUUCUCCAGAAUGAUCUAAUUGAUGUCUCUAGCCUCAAGGCAUUAUUGAUGAACAAUGACUUUCAUGCAGCUAAUGUUUUACUUGAUGAAGUAUUAAGACAUGGACCUGAACAUGAAAAUGGCAAGGUUACCUUUGAAGAAUUUUUUAUUAAGUUCUGUGAUACAUUGAACAUGCCUAAAGCCUCAGGAAAUAAAAAUCAAUUUUACAACAUCAACAUUUACAAAAAUGAACUUAAAGACAUUCCUGUACUUCAGCAAAAUUUAAAUGCCAUUGGAAUCUAUCUAACAGAUGAUAAAAUAAAGGAGACUUUGGAUAACACUAAUCCUAAUGAUGAAGUGGCGAGUUUUAAGGAUUUCAUCAGAGAAUUGAACAACAGUGAUGAAUUUAUCGAGUGCCACAGAAUAGAAGAUGCAUGUAACGUUGUUGAUAGUGUCUUUGAUAGGAAAGUUGAAGUUAAAGACCUUUUAUCUGCAUUGGAGGGCCUGGAGAAACCUUUAAAUGAAGAAAAACCUGAGGUGUUACUGAACUCUGAAACAGAUGAAAGUAAAAAGAUCUUAAAAGAUGUAAUUGAUGUUUUCAUUAAUUCACCUAAACCAUCAACACCAUUCAAUAAUUUAUUUAAAGAGAUUACAACUCUUGAUAAGAUCAGAAAUGAUAAGAUGCCUAUAAAUGAGCUGAGGUCCCAACUCCGGAAGGCUAGAAUUCUAUUAAGCAACAAGACGUUCCAGGAAAUUCUGGGUCAAGCAUCUAUUGAUGAAAAUAGUGAAGUAAGUCUCAAACAAAUUUUGGAGGCUUUGAACACAAAUAAGCCAGCUCCUGAAUUUGAAGGUUUAUGUACUGCCCUCCAAACUGUCAACUUGAUGAACUGCAACAGAAUUCAGAUUGGUGACUUGAAAGAUGCUUUUGAUGACCUCAAUGUUUCUGUAAAGCCUGAAGAACACCAGAUGUUAGUGAAAACGCUUGAUAUUGAUGAAAAGGGAGAUUCUUCUCUAAAGACUGCCCUUUUAGCACUGAAGAGCAUUAAGCGUUUUCGAGAUUUUAGAGAGGUUAAUGACCUUGCAAAGGCCUUAAACAAAGUCACCAAUGAAAAAGUUGUUGUUGAUGAUAUAAAACCUAUACUGAAAGGCUUGGGGAUUUAUUUGCCAGAGGAAGAAUUGCAGGAGAUGCUUACAUCCAUUUCUCUUGAUAAUGAGGGGAAAGUGAACUUAAAAGAUUUCCUGACUCAGUUAAUGAAAAUACCAUAUUUUACAAAAGUUCAAAAAAAAGAAGGCCCCUUGAAAACUUUGGCUGCCAUUAGGAAAGAUGAGGUCACUCCUGAUGAUCUAGACUCCAUGAUGAAAAAUAUAGGAGUUCCAUUACCCCAAGAUGCGAUUCAAAGAUCCCUGAAGAAUGUGGCUAUCACGGGAAGUAAGGUUGAUGACAGCAACUUAGACACUUUUCUAGGAAACAUGAAGAUGGAGAUGUCAGCUGAUGGAAGAGUUGAACCUAAUAAACUAAUGAAUAAAGCUGAAACUGUUACAGGAGAGACAGUAGCUGUCAGAGACCUGGACAAGAUACUAGGGAACAUGGGCUUUGAACUCACCAAAGAAGAUUCUGGAGAGAUGAAAAGAAAACUUCCACUUUAUGGAGGAGAAGUUGACCUCAGUGACCUGGAAAAUGUCUUGCAAAAUAUGGGGAUAGAGUCCUCACCAGAGCAUUCGGAGCUAAAGAAAUUACUUCCAAUUAAUGCUACAGCUAGUAGAAGAAUAUAUAAGACUAGUUUGCUGAAUUGUGCAGAUGUAAAAGGUGAGUGAGAUUCAAAUAAAG